This is a messenger RNA of Desarmillaria tabescens, 939 nucleotides long. RefSeq lists its product as uncharacterized. The record is from RefSeq and is a predicted model, not a curated record. The transcript has 10 exons. Lineage: Eukaryota; Fungi; Basidiomycota; Agaricomycetes; Agaricales; Physalacriaceae. Bases 1 to 939 code for a protein of 312 amino acids.
AUGAUUGAAAGGCUCUUCAAAAUCUGGUACCUACUUUCUCUGCAUCGAAGCUUUUGGCGAUAUUGGCGAGACUUCGACAACAAUACUGCCGGGUAUAUCUUCAUUUGCAGUCAUCCUCGAAGCGACGGUGAAGUCCGCAAAACCACGGAGCGAAGCACGAGUGUGGGACACUACACAGGGGACUUUGCUGAGAUGAUACCCGUCGCUAUUCGAAAGCUGUGUAUAUCGUGGUGCGAUCCUAAUGUGCGCUUUCUUUUGGGACCUCUCAGCGUCGAGGAUUUGGAGGUGAAUGGACUAGGCCCACACGAAUGGUUUUCCUCGCUGGAGGAGCUCGUUUUGGAUAUCCCACUUCCUCAAGAUAUAAUCCCAAAGCUCGUCAAGGCGAUAUCCGCCAUUCCCGUCCUUAAGGUCUUUCGUAUCGUCUCCUGUACGUCUGAGGACGGCAGCAGUAUGAUGAAGAAUUUGGAUGUUCAAUGGUUUAGCACAUUUUCUCUCAACCUCGGUCAAUCAACAUGCUGUUUCCAGUACACCAUUAACGAAUGUGAUAAUUGGGAAUAUAGGGAGUCGAACCCCAAGGCAUCACGGAAGUGCGAUAAAGUUGGCCAUUACACAAUGAGUCUGCUACCUUUCAGUACUCAGGGAAAAGAAUUAUCGAUUCUCUACCCUGCGACAUAUUUCAUUAUCCUACUGCCAUCCCUCGAAUCAACCCUCUUGCCUCUACCAAAAAAAUGUUUUGGGAAGUUUCAACUAAACCCCAUGGUGACGCAAGAUACGUACGAUUUUCUGAAGGCCAAUACUGCUCCCCAGUUCCGGGAAUGCACGCCCCAGAUCCCAAUAGAGCGCAAGCUUCGAGCAUCUCACUACCACAUCCAAAGACGUGUGCAUUACGAAAAGUGUUAUAUCAUAUACGAAAAGUACGCAACUGCAAAAUACCUGUAG